AUGAGUAAUAGAAAUUACAAUACAUCUAAAUCUAUUACUUCUAAAGAUAGUGGAAGUAGGAGCAACGAUGCAACAGAGACAUCCGCGUUAAAUAUAAAUACUACCACUACGACUUUAAAAGAUAAGAAACGAUCGUUGAAUAUGUCAGCAACGACAACUACUACCUCUGGUCAAGAUGAUAAUAAUAAUAAUAACAAUGAAUCCCAACAACCACAAUUAUACAAAGGGAUAAAUAAGAACUAUAAACUCAAAUCGAUUCCAACAACAACAUCAUCAACAACCUCUACUACGACAGAAAUGAAUCUUAGUAAACCUUUAAAAAAAGUUAAAAAGAAUACAAUCUUGAUUGAAUCACCAACCAAGACUAAUACUUCAACAGCUUCAUCAUCAUCUAAACUAAACAAGAAUUAUAAUCCUAAUAGUAAUAACUUGACUAAAUUAUUCGAACAACAAACUUCAUCUUUUUCAUCUUUAUCUUCAAGUAAAACAACAACAACAACAACUAUAGAACCUGAACCAAUUUCAAAGAUAGUAUUAUAUUUACCACAUAUAAUACAAAAAUAUAUAAUAGAAUUUUUGGUACAACAAUGUUAUAUAUCAUUUAGACAAGUAUCAAAGUAUUGGCAUAGAGUUUCAGAUUCGUUGAUUGAGAAUCUUGUUAUCUACUUUACUGGUAUUACAAGUACAUCGUCGGUGGUGGCAACACUCGAAUCCUUUUCACACACUAUUACGACCAAUCUAACGUCACUUAGGUCACUGUCAUUUGUCAAUGCAUCGAAAUACCUCGAAUUCCCAAGAUACUAUUACAACACGUUGGUACAUCCAUUCAUCGUUCGAGUCAUCAAACACAACACUAUAUUUGCCAAUCUUACCAUCAAAGGUUUCCCAUUGCUCUGUCAAGAGGUUGGAGGAAACAUUUAUGGAGGAUCCAACACACCGUACUAUGACUCUUUUUCAAGUCCGAGUCAACCAAGCAAUGCAGAAAAGAUUGAAAAGUACAAGCAACGCUCCAAGGUCUUUUUCGAUUGCCUCUUUUCGCCGUCGAGUGUAGUCACUUCGAUCAAGUUUAAAAACGUAUCAUUUGAUACACACUCACUCUACCUCUUUUUCAAUUCACUUCAACCACAUCGUAAUCUAGAGUCACUCUCUAUCGUCGAUAAUAUCGGUGUUGAAGGUCCACAACUACUCUCACAAAUCAUUCAAAAGGGUGGUCUAUUGAAUCUCAGAAAUCUAACCAUCUCAAACAACACUCAAUCCGAAGAAUUGACUCUAAAUAUUAGAGAUUUAAUCUUACAUAUGGUAAAAUCAAAUAAUCAACAACCGAUUCAAUCCAUUACAACCAAUGGUACAACAGUACCCUCCUCCUCACCACCCGUCAAUAUUAUCAAUAUAUUAUCAAUAUUUAAAUUAGAGUAUUUGGAUUUAUCAUCAAAUGCAUUGGAUGAUAAUGCAUUGAUGAGAAUGAUUGGUGCGAUUGCUAAACUAGAGACAUUGCAAACAUUGGUACUAUCAAAUAACAGGUUGUCACUUGAUGAGAAUAUUACAUGGUCGCCUAUCAACUUUGGACCGUAUAUCGUGACGUUGAACCUAUCGAAAAAUAGAAUAUCAGGUACUACUAGAAUGACAGAGUAUCUGGCCACUACACAUCAUCUAAAAAACUUGGAUUUGAGUAGUAAUAUAUUGGGACAUGGUGGAUCAAAAAGAUUGUGUCGAUCGAUUCUUGCCAAUAUAUCAAUUACAGAGUUGGAUGUAUCGUGUAAUCGAAUAGAGUCUAUUGGUGCCGCCAGUAUUAUCGAUGCAGUCUGUGCCAACAAUAUUCAACGACUCAUACUACAUUCCAACAAUAUCGAUAAUACUUGUUGUAAAUUUAUUGGUCAUCUUUUCACUCAAAAACCAGUUCCCAUCACUUUUCUCAAUCUUUCAAACAACAAAAUUGGUUUAGUUGCAUUUAAAGAUAUUAUUAAAUAUAUUUCAAAAUAUAACAAAAUUCAUUUAAAAUUGGAUUCCCAAAUAUAUUUUAAUAAUUAUCAAGAAAUUGAAAAACUAAAAGAAGAGGAGGUAGAGGAGGAAGUGGAAAAGGAAAAUAAGACAAGUCAAAUAGCAAUGAUGGAACAACAAGAAGAAGAAAUAAUGUUGGAAGAAUAUGUUCAAGAUUUGGAAUAUUCUUUAAUUAAUCAAACAACAUCAAUAGAAUUAACAGAAUCAAUAGAACACGAACCAACAAUAUUAGAACAACAAGUAGAAGAACCAAAGAAAAAGAAAAAAAAAGAAAAGAAAAAAAAGAAAAAAGAAAAAGAAGAAGAAAAUAAUAAUUACAAUGAAGAGGAUGAUACGCAAAAUAAUAUUAAUAAUGAAGAUAAUAAUGAAUCCUUGGAGUCACCAGAAACAAUAACAACGACAACAACCACAACUACUUCCACAACAAUAGAAAAAAAGAAAAGGAAAAAAUUAGAUAAAAGUGAUGAAUCUAUUAAAACAAAGAAAAAGAAAUCAACAACAGUCCCAAAAAAGAAAAAGAAAUUAUUGAUUGAACAAUUUCAUCAAAAGGAACAAUUAACGCCCAUAUGUCAUAUAGAUCUAUCACAUAACAAAAUUCAAUUAAAUGGAGCAGAAAAACAUGUUCAACCAUAUCAAGGUCCAACAAUUAAUGAAACCUAUAAAUUAAUAGAUAUAAAUGUUUAA
Cavenderia fasciculata is the source of this 2682-nucleotide messenger RNA. RefSeq lists its product as uncharacterized. Bases 1 to 2682 code for a protein of 893 amino acids. Lineage: Eukaryota; Evosea; Eumycetozoa; Acytosteliales; Cavenderiaceae. The transcript has a single exon. Gene Ontology annotation, molecular function: protein binding. The record is from RefSeq and is a predicted model, not a curated record.